AUGCAACGACCUCGAUGUACUGGCAAAACGGCAAAAACUCAGUCGGAAGGAGCCGUUCGAUUGGCUCCUAAGGUUUUUUUUUCAGAGCUAUCCUUUGUGUACGGAUCGGUGGCAGUGCAUCGCGGCUCUUCAUCAUACUCGGUUUCGUUUUUUCUUUUUCCGACGGCCCUACAGCAUCACUCAUCGAAGAGGCGUCCGCAGAUUACAGCGAGCCGGAGGCGGAUUUCGCGACUGACCGCCUACCUGAGUCACUAGACUUCCAUUGUCUCCACGACUUGUUCGCUUUGUUUUCUAGUUUUUCUAUUAUUUCAUAAAAUCCUGGAUGGCUGAGGUGUCAUCUCAAAAGUUUAUAGAAGCUUUGCGACACCUUUUUCAUAAAAAGACGAGAAAUCCGAAAAAAAAGGUUUAGCUUUUAAUUUUUAUUUUCGAUUGAGCUUUGGAUUCAAUUCCUUCAGAAACUGGCUUCUUUUUUCUCAGUACUUUGAGCGGAAUCAAAAGUUACCAAGAUUCCUACCAAGUUCGAGAUUUCGACGCUCUAGAAAAAAUGUUCAAGUCGGAGAGUUCGAUAACAUAUAGAGUUUAUUUUUCGAUCAAGUUUCAAUGAGAAAUGAAUGUUUGCGGUUGUCAAACUCGCUAAAAAAAGUAAUAAUUCAAGGUUUUGGAUACUCAGAAUUUUGAAUAAAGAUAUCUUCAUAAUUAAGAAAAAAACAGCUUUUUUUCAACUUUUUUUGAGUAGCGCGUUCAAAUAAACUACACCUUUAAAAAAAUAUUUCGCCCACUUUUAAUAGUUUUUUUGAAGAACGGGAACUUCUCGUGAAGUCUGAGAAAAAUCAAAAAUCGGUCUGUUGAAGUGUGUCAGAAUGACAACUGCCGCGUCUAACUACGCUUAAAACGCACCAUGAGCGUAUCUUUUUCUUUCAUCCCAUAAAUAAAAAAGAAGAAUUUCGGGGCUAUGGGAUUGUUAUUUCAUAGACUGUGGCUCGAACCUUUACACAAAUGUGAUGAAUUGUUGCCUUUGAGAUGUUGUUGGCUAAACACUUUCGAGUGUGGCGCGUUUCUCGUUCGCCCGAGCAUCUCAGGUAGACCACAAACGUUAUUUCUUCACAGGGCUCUUCAACAUUUUGAACUUUUCUCGGGGUCUUAGUAACAGCUUUCCGUGUUGAAAAAUUGUUUUUUGAAUUCAUUUUGAAAACUCUUAGCAACUUUUUGUCGAUAUUUCUUCGGGGCUUUUUUCCAUGAAGCUUAUGAGAUUUUUUUACUUAUUUUUUUCUAUCUUUUUUCAAUAAAAAAAUAUUAAAUUUGAUCAUCACCAAACAAAUGAGAAGCUUGGUGUUCUAGUUAUUUCUUGUCCGAAGAUAAGAAAAAAAUAUUUUGGAACUUUCCGGAAAUGUAACCUAAACCAAUAAACCAAUGUAGACAUCUCUCGAAAAUUAUUCAAAUCCAAAAAAUGAAUCUAAAUGAAACAACAGUACCUGAAAAUUUGAAAAAUUUGAUCAUUUCCCCACAAAAGUCCCUUAUUUUCGGCUUAUUCCAAAAAGUCGACCGACAAACAAAAACUCUCGUUACAACUAUUUUUAUAGUGUUCCGAAGAACUUUUAUACCAGCAGAUGUACCAUGAAUCUUAGAAAAAGCGUGCACACCAUGUGGCGUUCAGAUGUCCGAUUUUUUUCUAUGUAAACGGCUCAUUUGAGCGGUUGAGGAGUGACGAUGCUGUAAAACACACAAAAAGCUGCAAAAAGAGGUUGUCGAACUACUGGCGCUCUUGGCGCCGCUGCUUUCGCACUUUGACAUUGAUCUUUUCUCUUGCUACACUUGACGAUUUUUUUCCCAUCGGUCUUAGAAGAGAUAUCGGAGAAUCAGAAACUUUAUUGCAGCCAUGGCCCCACCAAGCAUCUACGGAGAGCCCAAGAUCCGACCGGAGAAUGGCUCUGUCUUCCUUGAGGUGAGACAUUGAGGAUCAAGCCUUUCUAGGCGUCUUCUUCUGUACGAUUAAAAUUGUUUCCAUGAUCUGAAAAAGCAGCAAGUCACCAAAAAAUUCUACUAUGAACUGUAAAUUACAAAUUUUUCAACGAAAAACUUUUUUUCCAUUCAGACUUGAACUUAGGGUAGAGUGAUUUUUUUAGUUUUCAUAAAAAUCGAAAAGUCCAUUCAGGGCUUUUCUAGCUUUUGAAAAAAUUUAACUACAAGAUGAAGUUUCUCAAAAUAUAUGAGGUUUUUUAAUACAGGAAUGUGUUCUUUCAGGUCAUCGCCACAGGAGCUGACCCGACCAAGACCGUUUGGUUCUUUGGCGAGCAGGAGCUUGAAGAAAACGAGUACGUCAAGUUCUCUCACUCCGAUGAAGGUGGCAACCGCACGAAGUUCAUCGCUGAAAUCAAGGUGAUUCCUCAACUUUUUUUAAAAUUAUUUUUUGAGAUUAGAAAGUUCAACUGGAAGAUUACGUAAACCUCAACAGAGGAAGUCUCUGUCGACAAAUUUUUUUCGAGAAUCUGAACAUUUGCGCCUAGUUUGAUGGUCGAUGAACGUAUAUUGUUCCUUUUAACAAAAAAAAAUAGCAUUCCACAAAAACAAGUUUAAACUUUUUCCAAAAAAAUUUCUAAACAGUCUCAGAUGUCCUUAAGGGAGAUCCUAAAGAGCUCAAAUAUAAAAAAAGCUAGACAUUGUUGAAAAAAACAUUUUUUUAUCAGAUCUUCAUCCGAAAAUCGGAAAGCGCUUUUUUUCCAUAAAUCGAACAUUUUUUUGAAGAGAACUUCAGUAGGUUCAAUACAUACAAUAUUUUUCAAAAUUCGAUAUAAAAUUCCGUUUGCAGUUAGUGCAAAAUUUUUAGCCUUUCAGGAUUUCUAUCUGUAAAAGUUCACCCCGAAAACGAAGGGAUGUUGAACUUCUGAUUUCCAGCUUCCGCAGAUUUCUCUCUUUUUUGCGCUUUCAAUAUCUCCAAGGUGUUGAGAAGGGCGUUGAAAAACGUCCUAAAGCUCACGUCAAGACGGAGGCAGCUGGCGGCAAUUCAAAAGUUGAUUUGGCUGCCAGGUUGUCUCCGGAAUGGGGCCUAUAAAUCUUCCGAAUUUAACUGCUUCAUGGAUUCUCCCUCAGACGAAAUGGCGCAGCAAAUGCUGAUAUUUCAAGUCAAGUGUUGGUUAUGCGAUACUUCUCAUCUUCCUAGAGCCUUUCCGCUCUAAAACACUUUGUUAAACACCCUCAAGGGACAUGAAAACUGACAAGGAUUCUGUUGAGUACUUUCAGGGUUUUUAUGUGUUCCAUUCUACUUUCAACAUCUGGAAGAUCUUUUGGAAAUGUAACAUGGAACAAAUUCUUUUUGAAUAUAGGACUUCGACAAGCCUCUUGCUGGCGAAUACAAAGCCACGUUCGCCUCUGCUGACGGCGAAAAUCAUGCUACCUUCAAUGUUACCGCUGGAAGUGAGCGAUACUAUCGAAAAUCAGCAGAAAGGAGGAUUCAGACGCCCCUGACUUCCAUGACAAGCCUCAUAUUGUUCAACGCGACAAUGGAAAUAUUAUUGUGAUCAAAGUUCGAGCGAAGUCUCACCUCGAGAUGAAGGCCGAGUGGUUCAAGGUAAUCGACUUCAAUCUUCAAUAAGAUAAGUAACUAAAAAAUAUUCAGGAUGACAAGCCCGUGAAGUGCAACGACAGAGUGAAAGCUGUCGUCAAGAAGGACGAUAAGGUUAGUUUGAAGGAUUUGUCCAUGUUUCCUUUAUCUGACACAUCGAAAAAAAAAUAAUUUGUUAGGUUUUUGAAUUAUAAAACCUCGGCGACAGCUUGAUGAACCUAUAUGAGAUUGUUGACAGGACAAAGACGGCUUCCAAUUUUUGUUGGAAAUCCACGGACCUCAGAAGGAGGACGAAGCCAAAUACAGAUGCGUUGUCAAGAACUCCGAAGGUCAGAACCAGCAAUCGCUCAACCUCGUCUUCGACUAA
This is a messenger RNA of Caenorhabditis auriculariae, 3926 nucleotides long. NCBI's taxonomy places the organism in Eukaryota, Metazoa, Nematoda, Chromadorea, Rhabditida, Rhabditidae. The record is from the annotation of a GenBank genome assembly.